Messenger RNA from Neofelis nebulosa (Clouded leopard), 1157 nucleotides. Its product is annotated as beta-lactoglobulin-1. Bases 146 to 814 code for a protein of 222 amino acids. Lineage: Eukaryota; Metazoa; Chordata; Mammalia; Carnivora; Felidae. The transcript is spliced from 6 exons. The record is from RefSeq and is a predicted model, not a curated record. Gene Ontology annotation, molecular function: small molecule binding.
CUGGACGCCGGCUCUGGUACAGACCGUGGGGUGCAGCCGCCGUGGGGGCCACGUUCGUCCUGUGAGCAUCUGGGCCGAUCGGGGUGAUUGAGCACAGACGCCAGGAACAAGCCAGGUAACCGAGGCGGAAAUCAAAUUCAAUCAGAUGACUGCAGCUCACAGAAUUCACUGGAUCCGGAUAAUCAGGCUUGAGAAUGUGCGGGAACGGGGGCAGCGGGCAGGUGGGGAUGCCCCCCAUCCCCACCCUCGCAAGAGCCCGGUCAGCAGGCUGCCCUGGGCCUCCGGACGCUGGACUGUGGCCACAGGGGUCACUGAGGUGGCUGGGACGUGGCACUCCAUGGCCAUGGCGGCCAGCGACAUCUCCCUCCUGGACUCGGAGACGGCCCCUCUGAGAGUGUACGUCCAGGAGCUGAGACCCACGCCCGGGGACAACCUGGAGAUCAUUCUGCGCAAAUGGGAGGACAACAGGUGUGUUGAGAAGAAGGUCUUAGCAGAGAAAACGGAGUGUGCGGCCAAGUUCAACAUCAACUAUCUGGAUGAGAACGAGGUCAUCGUGCUGGACACCGACUACGAGAACUACCUGUUCCUCUGCCUGGAGAACACCGACGCCCCCGGGCAGAACCUCGUGUGCCAGUGCCUGACCAGGACCCUGAAGGCCGACAACGAGGUCAUGGAGAAGUUCGACAGAGCCCUCCAGACUCUGCCCGUGCACGUCCGCCUCUUCUUUGACCCGACCCGGGUGGCAGGUGACCGCCUCCACACCCCGCGUCCCUGCUCUCACCCUGCGUGCGGCUCACCCGUCGGACAGCCAUGAGCCCGGGGCGCGUCCGUCUCCCACGGUGGCCCCCAUUCCCCGGGCCCCCGGGGGAGGGGGUGCAGAGCCCCUGGGGCGGGGUCCCCCUCCCACCCCUCUGGGCCCAGGGCUGCCCCGGCGACCUGUGACCUCUCCCCCCGGCUCUCUCUCCUUCCGCAGAGCAGUGCCGUGUCUAGGAGCAAGCAGACCUUUCCGUCCCCUCCUCCAGAAGGCAGACGUCUCCUUGUCCUCUCAAAGAGGAAGCCAGAGACCUGGUCCCGUCCCCUUCCUCCUUCCUGGUCCCUGUGCUUGGGGGCCGGGCACCUGCUCUCUGAGGAUUCUAAAUAAAGCCGCAUGACCUCUG